Messenger RNA from Candida albicans SC5314, 582 nucleotides. RefSeq lists its product as uncharacterized. The transcript has a single exon. Lineage: Eukaryota; Fungi; Ascomycota; Pichiomycetes; Serinales; Debaryomycetaceae. The record is from RefSeq and is a predicted model, not a curated record. The coding region runs from base 1 to 582 and encodes 193 amino acids.
AUGUCAUUGAACUCAUUUACUUUUGAUGAAUUUAUUCAAAUACAAAUUGAAGAAUAUAUACUAAAUGAAAAACAAAAAAUUGAAAAUGAAUGGAAAUUAAAACUUUACAAAUUAGAAAAAAAACUCGAUCGAAUGCAACAAAUACUUGAGACAUUACUAAUGUCACAAAAAAGUGAAGGGCUGGAAUCGGAUAAAGAUUCAAUUGAUAAACCUUCUAGAUCUCCUAAGACACCAACACCAACGCCUUUACACCAGAUAUUAAAGAAUAAAACCGAACAUACUACUACACCACCAUCACAACCUCCUUUAAAGCUACAAAUUGAACAUAACCACAUUGAAGAGUAUUUGAAAACAAAUGCAAUACAUUUAUAUGAUCCUCCUAAAGUGUCGGCUCAAGAAGUUGGUAACAAUUUUUAUCCGGAGCUAUAUGAGACACCAGAUAUUUCUACAAUGUUGCAAAAUUCUCCUCAUUCACAGUGUUCUAUGAAUUUGAGAAGAUUUGAAAAAAUGAAAAUUCCCAAAUAUGAGGAGGAUUCAGAUACUAUAGAGUUUAGUGAGUUCAGCAAACAAUUCAAAAAAUAA